Molecule: messenger RNA, 7351 nt
Organism: Oncorhynchus mykiss (rainbow trout)
Lineage: Eukaryota; Metazoa; Chordata; Actinopteri; Salmoniformes; Salmonidae
Source: RefSeq, a predicted model, not a curated record
AAAUGACAUAGCUCAGGAUUGCCCUGCUGAAGUCCCAAACCCACACACACUGCUGACCAAUGUUCCCCCGGAUGCCAAAUACUUCACGGUAAUCGACCUAUGUGGAGCGUUUUUUAGUAUACCCCUGGCGGAGGAGUGCAGACAUCUGUUUGCAUUUAGAUAUGGGGGUAAAACUCUGUCUUACACGAGGACGCCACAAGGUUUUAAGCACAGUCCGCAUUUGUUCAAUCAAAUAUUGAGGGCUGAUUUGGAGGAAUUAAUGUUAGAUGGCACAUUGAUUCAAUAUGUGGACGACCUGUUGAUCUGUGCCUCGACUUUGGAACAAUGUCAUUCUGACUCACUUAAAGUACUACAGCGACUAGCUGAGGGGGGACACAAAGUUUCUAGAACAAAACUACAGUACUGUCAACCUCAAGUUGAGUACUUAGGGAGAACAAUAGCUCAUGGGACUAAAGCCAUAGCUCCAGGACAGUUAGAAGGUAUCAGUAAAGCACCCCUGCCACAAACGGUAGCUCAAAUGAUGACCUUUUUGGGAAUGACAGGGUUCAGCUCAGAUUGGAUAGAGGAGUAUGUAGUCAAAACAGCUCCUCUGAGAGAAAUAAUGAAAGAAGCGGGACAGCUUAACCUCAGAGCAAAACUAGAUUGGAAUACUGAUGCGUUAGUUGCUUUUGAAACACUCAAGAAAGAGAUGCAGACAGCUCCAGCUUUAGCAACUCCCGAUUACACCAAACCAUUCUUGUUAUAUGUAGCAAACAGGUGUGACAACUAUGCAGCAGCCGUUCUUAUGCAAGAAUCGUGUAGUGGUAGGAAGAAACAACCAAUUGCCUAUUAUAGCUCUAAACUAGAUCCGGUAGCCCAGGGAUACCCACCGUGUUAUCAAGGAUUGGCAGCGUUGCAUUACGCAUAUGACAAAGCGUCAACGAUAACCAUGGGGUACCCUGUGGUUAUCAGCACUCAUCAUAAAAUUGUGGAGUUAAUAGAGCAGGGAAAGUUUGUGUUAACAAAUGCAAGGACAAUGGACUAUAUGAGCUUACUUACGUAUCCAGAUGUUCUCAUUAAAAGAUGCAGCACUGUGAAUCCAGCGGAAAGGGUUCCGUUCGAUUUCGAAGGAGAAGCACACGAUUGUGUAGCCGAGGCUCUAACAUUUACCAAAUUGCGCCCUGACUUAGAAUCUAUUCCAUUAAUAGAUCAUGAGGGAGAUAAUCUGGAAAGUUACUUUGUAGAUGGUUCUUGUUUUAAGGAUUAUACAGGUAAUCAUGCAGGGUUUGCGGUUGUCAAACACAAAGGGAAAACCUUUACUGAAGAAAUACUUGAACAUUGUCCUCAACCGUGCUCAGCACAGUUAGCUGAAUUACAGGCUUUGACAGCAGCAUGUGUACUAGGAAGGGGUAAAACAGUUAACAUCUAUACUGAUUCCGCAUACGCGCACGGUGUAUGCCAUUUGUUUGGUGCAGUAUGGAAACAGAGAGGGUUUAAAAAGAGUGAUGGAACUCCCAUCCAACAUCACGCACAAAUUGUUAAGUUAAUGACAGCAUUAAUGUAUCCUCGGAAACUAGCAAUAAUCAAAUGUCAAGCGCAUAAAAAAGGUAAUGAUUUUGUCAUUAGGGGCAAUAAUGCAGCUGAUGAAGCGGCCAAAAAAGCAUCUAAGUGUGUUGUCCCUAUUCUCAUUGCACCAUUGAUGGACAUGGUUGCUAUUGCACCAAUCACAUCUCCUGCUGAGCUAAUUCAAAUUCAGGCUCAGGCUGGAAUCACUGAACAGACCACCUGGUUACAGAGGGGGGCUUCUGUAGACAGACAUGGGAUAUGGAGAACACAUGAUGGUGCCAUAUUAGCCACCACCGCUCUCUUGACGCUACUUAUCAAUGAUGCACAUGAUGUUGAUCAUUGUGCAAGGGGGGAGGUGAUAAGAAAAAUCAAAAAACAAGGUUUUUGGUCGCCAUAUCUACAGGCAACAGUAGAUGAGAUUUUGUCAAAAUGUGAAAUAUGUGCAAAAAACAACAUACGUAAAGGUAUAACUACGCCGAUAGGUCACAUACCGGUUCCAGAAGGUCCGUUUAGACACAUUGUGAUGGACUAUGUAGACAUGAUAAAACCUGUACGGGGUAAAAGGUACAUGUUAGUCAUCAUAGACAGGUUCAGUAGAUGGGUAGAAGCAAUACCGUCGGCGGAUCAGGGGUCAGGAACAGUGGUUAAAUUCUUAUCAACAGAAGUCAUUCCCAGGUUUGGGAUUCCAUCCGAAAUUAGCUCAGACAAUGGAUCAGCGUUUAUACAAAAAGUUGUAAAAACGAUAAUACAGCAGCUAAGAAUGAAACAAAGAUUGGGGUGUGUCUAUCAUCCACAAUCGCAGGGGAUGGUGGAAAGGGUUAAUGGGACCCUGAAAAACAAGAUAACAAAGAUCUGUAGAUCUACAGGACUCAAUUGGGUAGAUGCGUUGCCGCUUGCACUAAUGAGUUGUCGCAUGGAAACUAACAGAAACACGCAUCUCUCACCGCAUGAAAUGCUUACGGGUCGACCCAUGCCAAUACCAAUGUUAGGAGGACUAUACAAAGGUCCCUCUUUAGACAUAUUGCAGAGUGAGUUGAAAUCGUAUGUGAUGUAUCUAACCAAAAUACACAAAGCCAUAUACUUACAGGAGAAAAAGACGGUGCCAGAGGCAGGUCCGGAAGGACCUCCCCCAGUGGUUCCAGGAGAUCUGGUCUACGUUCGAGUGUUCCGGAGGAAGUGGGAUCAGCCGAGGAGAGAAGGACCGUACGAGGUGGCAGCAGCCACAAACACGGCCGUCCAAGUGAAAGGAAGCAAGACGUGGUACCAUCUAAACCACUGCACCCGAGUCCCAACGGAGAGAAGGAUACAACCCUACAGAGAUGAGGACGCAGAGGAUGCUGAUUCACCAGGCAGGAGCCCGGAGGGAGCAGGAGCAGCGGAAACGAUCGAAGCACCAGAGAGGAAUCAAGAAAAGGGCAGACCAGAUACAAGCCAAGAUACGAAAAGUGCGCCAACUAACGCACUCAGAAGAAGUAUCAGGGGAAAAGAGACUGAAAAGAAAAGAGACAAACAACCAAAGCCUCUUCCAGCAGGGCCUGAAAGCCCGGAAAUGGGGGGGGGUGACAUGCCUGUUACUCCUGAUAACAUACCUGUUGGGGCAGACCUUGUUGACGGGAGCCCUCUACAGUGGGACCCCGAGGUAUCACCUGAAGAAUGGGAACAUCUCUUCCCUGAAAUGGACGCCUUCCCAGAUGGAAGCCCAGCUCGGACUGAGGAGGGAACAACGGGCGGAGAAAGUGGAGGAGAAACCUCACCAGGAACAACAGGUGAAGAAAGUGGAGGAGAAACCUCACCAGGAACAACAGGUGAAGAAAGCGGAGGAGAAGCCUCACCAAGAGCAGAAGGGGAGAUCUUGCAAGGAAAAACGGUCCUGCAGGAUGAAAGAAAUGGGGAUUUCCCCACGAUUGACUUUUCAGCUCUUACCUGGUCUCCAUAAUGAACAAUUGAAAUUAGGAGCACAACAGAACAAUGACCACGACAGAGCAAGAGCAAUCGAGGACAAGAUGAAGACAAUGCACUCACACAUGACCAAGAUGAAUGAUAAAAACAGGAAGAGAAGAGAGGAACCGGUCGAACAAGGAGAAAAAACAGGACGUUUUGACAGGUUUAAAUUUUCUGUUCCGCCCCAACUUCUAACUGAAUCAGGGGAACAGAGAACAGUUUCGGUAUGGAAGAAGAAACCACUACCAGAGGAGCCACUCUGUGGAUGGACACAUCAUAUGAUAAAGGGAGAAGUUAUAUGGGACCCUAAAGGUUGUGACCUGAUAUUAACCAAAUAUGAGGAAGGCUGGGAGUUUAUCAUGAACAAGAUAACACCAGCAGAAGGUGAAGAAUUUGAAAUUAAAAUAGCAAGAACAGGACUGACCGAAGGAAACAGUUACAAACAUGUCAAAUUGGGUCCCACGCCAGCACCUGAGCAAGAACAGCUUGUAACAACCAAAGCGACGACGACAACGAUAGCAGCGGCUGUAACAACCACGGUGGCGGCUGCUGUGACGACCACAGCAACUACCACCAAGAUGACAUCAACUGCCCUUGCCAAGCAGACCACGGUGACCAUAAAGACACCUGUAACACCAGAACCAAAAGGAUUCUUUAAUGAGAUUUGGAACUUUUUGACAAACUCUAAUGACUUACCUCAAGACAAGAACAAUGCAAAGAUGACGGACAUAGGUAUAUCAGACUCAGAACCAUUCAAGGACACUAUGCAGGAGGAAGAAGUGAAGAACGAAUGGUACAAAUGGGCUAAGUAUACGGCAAACAAACACAGAAUGGACAAUUUGUAUUUUGUGUAGUAAAUCACCUUUGUCGGAUCUCAUGAUAGUCCCUGAACCAGCGUCAUUUAAAAACUGUGCAAAUUGGAAGAAUGAUCAUUGUACCAAGACGAAGUAUUCUAUUCCCUUGUGUGACAUAGAAUGUAGGAUUGCUCAGGGGAGCACUAGAGGCAGAAUCAUGUUGAACGAGACUAGGUUGGGAAACAAUGACUGUGCUGCGUAUGACAUUAAAACUGAAUUAAAUGGACUCAAUUUAGACAUAAGUACUGUGGUUAAAGGAAAAUCUGAAUGUUUUUACAGCUAUAACACCGAAGGAAUAAAUGUCGGAAACACCACUGUAGAAUGUGAUACUAUUUGGAUACUAGAGACGGCAGGGGUUCGUAGAAGCACAGAUAAAGGGUUGAUUGUAAAUAGAAAAGGAGUGUGUGGUACAAUAACCCAGGUUGCGCCGUCCCUCACUAUGCUGAAGAAUCAGGAUAGAGGUAUUGCAGAUAGUUUCUGGAUGUGUGGGAAAAACAAACUAAUGAAUGUACUGCCAGAUGGAUGGAUUGGUCUCUGUGCUUUAGUUAGAGCAAUUCAACAGGUUACCAUUAUUAAAUCACCUCAUGACGACUAUGUUAAAUCUAGAGUUAAAAGGGCGUAUGAGAAGGACCCUGAGGUAUACCUUGAUGCAAUUGGACAACCUAGGGGAGUACCUCAGGAGUUCAAGGCAAGAGAUGAAGUUAAAUCUGGAUUCGAAUCAAUAUUUUUGUGGGUUACACCGAAUAAGAACUUAGAGUGGAUUAAUUAUAUUUACUAUAACCAGCAGAGAUUCAUUAACUAUACUGACUCAGCUCUAACGGCGUUGGGGGAACAGGUACAGGCUACCAGCAAAAUGACUUGGCAAAAUAGACAGGCUCUCAAUUGGCUUUUGGCGGAGAAGGGUGGAGUCUGUGUUAUGUUUGGGGAUGAUUGUUGUACCUUUAUUCCUAACAACACAGCGCCUAACGGAUCCUUUGCACUUGCUAUGACUAGACUUAAAGGGUUACGAACAGAGGUAAAGGCUAAUGCUGGGUUUGAUUCCCAUGUUUGGGACUGGCUGGAUCUAGCAUUGGGUAAAUGGGGAGCUAUGUUUGCUAGGAUGGCCAUUAUGCUGGACGGAGGAUUAGUGGCUCUAGGUAUCGUAUUUUGUUGUGUUUUACCUUUGGUGAAAUCACUUGUGAUCCGAACAACGGUUAAACAGAUGUCGAUAGGUAGAGCUAACCUUCCUGUGGUAGUUGAUCCUGUACCUGGAAGCCCAGGCCAUUAUACAGAUAGAUAUGGACAAGCAUGUAACGCAGCUGGUGGGCCUCUUGACUGCCCUUUUGGUAAUCCUACCUGUCUGUUUGGAGUAGUCCCUGGAGGUGGUUAUGCUUGCCAUGGUUUUCGAAAAGAUGGUCUACCUGUUUAUGCUAUAUCCCCAGAGUCAGAAGAAUGUCCACUGGUACAUGUCCAUGAAGCGUGUCAUUUGGGCAAUAAUUGUAAGUGGUGCACUAAGUAUAAUGAGGAGGGUCAUAAUCAUUACGGAGAUCCUCUGUUUUGUGCAAAAUGUCAAAGAGGAGAUUGUGAUAUUUGUAGCAAAGAGGAUUGUACUCCUAUGUAAGGAUUUCAUAUACCUAUUUAGUUAUGGCCGUGUAUGUUCGUUUGUUUGGUUGUGAUUUUUUUUUUUUUUUAAAUAGGUAUAUCGAUGAAUAUAUCUGAUUUCCUUUAAUUCAAGUUAGUUUUGCCUUCUACAAUUAAGUUAUUUCAAAACAUGUUAGGUAACAGAGGGUAUCCGGUUACAAGUGUCUACGGACCAUGUCCUUAAUCUUCUAACAAAGGUUGGUAUCAUUGAUAACACAUUGUUAGAGAGGUGUCUGCGAGGGAGGAUCAUGAUUGAAAACUUAAUGUUAGAAUGUUGUUGUGUCAUUUUUCUUUUGGAACUGCAUGUAGGCCUAUUAUUUUCUUAUAUUCAAGUAUUAUUUUAUUAUAUUCAAGUACUAUUGUUGUCUAUUCCAGUAGUAUUUUUAUGGCUUCUUAUAUUCUUCUUAUGUUUAGUCUUAUUGUUUUAUUUUUUGUAUUUUUACACAUAACUGAGACAACCUCAGGCAAGGCUAUGUACCUACAUGCUCAUGCUUCACCAUAAUGUUACAUGUAUUUUUUCUUAUUAUUUCUUACCUAGUUAGAUCUUUUACUCUUCUGCAUAAAUAAGAGAUGUUUGGUCUAGUUGGGUUUUUGUUAAUGUUUAUUAUUGGAUCUUUUACUCUCAGUUUCAUUUUCAUGAUUUGGAGAUGUUUGGUCCAGGUUGUUUGAAUGAUUUCUUGUAUUUUUAUUUUUUGUGUGGGGCUAAUUAGCCCCAGAGGAGGGAUUUGUGGGAGUAAAAAGAACACAUGGGCACGUAGGGAGAAUUGGAUACACUAAAGCAAAAGGAGACACAUAGCCUAUUGACCUAUUUGUGGGAAUAAAUAGAACACAUAGGCACUUAGGGAGAAUUGGAUACACUAAGUAAGAGGAGACACAUAGCCUAUUGACCUAUUGUGGGAGUAAAUAGAACACAUAGGCAUUUAGGGAGAAUUGGAUACACUGAAAGGGGACACAUAGAUGGCUGACAAAAAUCCACACACAUGAGAACCAUAAGUUAAGUGCAGGGCCACCAAUUCACUAAAAGGGGACACACAGAUGGCUGACAAAAAUACACACACAUGAGAACCAUAAGUUAAGUGCAGGGCCAAAGAACAGGCCUAUAGAAUAACCAGACGCAUGCUAUUUUUUUUAGGACGAAGCAAGGAUCCUGCCACCAUUAUAAUCUAAUUAAAAGAAGAUGUGGGCGUUAUUGGGCGUGAACAAGCAGGAAGCCUGGACUGAAAGAUAAUGGUGGCAGAUGGAUAGGGGAAAUAUGUCUAUUUACAUAUGGGAUGGACGUAUAUGCUGUACGUGUAUAAAUAUGAGGGCCAGGGCUCUGGGAAGCGGUGUGUGCUCCGCGGACCAUCCUGGCUGGCAAUACUCUUGUAUUAAAAGCCUGAUUGAUUUCACAA